AUGCAGAUAACAUUGCGUUUUACUGAAUAUAACAAACAGCAGUCUGCAACAGACAACACAUAUGAACAGCUAGACGAAUUUGAAUACAAUGUAAACCUUGGGAUAAAAUGUGUCUCAGUGUCACUUAACGCAUUAUAUAUACCUUAUGGCAGUAAGGAUAGAUGGGCAUUUGAGCUGCAAAGGUCAUGGGAUUACGGCACACUGAAUUAUGUAAGAGCUAAAUGUUACUGGCGUGAAGAUGAGGGGGCAACUGCAUCCAGGGUUCAUGAUAGUAGGAUAGAACUUUCUCCACAGCAGAAAGUUUCUCAAUUUUUUAGUUCCCCUAUUCCCGAAGGUCACGGCUGUGUGCAUCCGACAGCACAGCUGGGCCUCUUAGAUAUGGACCCGCCAGAGAAAAUAACGACCCCUGAGACACCCCCUCCAAAACAUGGUAGGGGAGAGGCGCAACUCGGUGCAGGAAGCGCACAUGCACGAAUCCGUGCCCCUCCUGACGUCGGGAAUCAGAAGAUGCUUUCUGGAGCCUCAGAGGAGUCAUCGCCGGAAGAGGAGUCUAGCAGUGUGCAUGCUCAAAGGCUGGGCGUCGACCUGCCCCUAGACCCGGAGGAAGAAGAAUUAACUUUUCAAGCAGCUAGAAUCUUCAAGAUAGAAAACUUGGAGCCUUUGAAGAAGCUGAGAAAACUGGCAUUAAUUGCCAAUGACGUGUCAGUAAUAGAGGGCCUCGAGGCCCAGGGCCCCACGCUGGAGCAGCUUGAGCUCUAUCAGAACAGCAUCACGCGCAUCGACAAUGUCCAACACCUGACAAAUCUUAUAGUGCUGGACUUAUCGUUUAAUCGGAUUCAGCGCAUUGAAAACCUUGAGCCCCUUGUACACCUGAGGGAGCUGUUCCUUUCCAGCAACAAAAUCACCAAGAUUGAGGGCAUCGCCACGCUGACGGAGCUACGAAUGCUGGAGCUGGGAUCCAAUAGAAUUCGGACUGUUGAGGGCAUCGAGAAUCUCAGCAAGCUCAAAGACCUUUGGCUUGGUAAAAACAAAAUAACCAAGAUGGAGCUGCCGAAUUUGCCUAACUUGGAGCGGGUAAGUCUCCAGUCGAACCGGCUAGAGGCCUGGGACGUAGUGCUCUUUGAGCGAUGUCCGAAGCUGCGCGAACUGUACCUUUCAAACAACAAUCUGCCUUCCCCCCCCACAGAGAUUCGUCGGCUAGAGGAUUUGACUAUCCUUGAUUUGGGUUGUAACAGAGUUGAAGAGGUGGAAGCAGUGGCGCCGCUUAAUCAGUUACAGGACCUAUGGCUAAACGACAACAAGCUACAGAGCUUGGACCACUGCCGCUGCCUUCAGCGGCUGCCUGCCCUGGAUACACUGUACCUCGAACGCAACCCGCUUCAGGGAAACCUGGGUCCAGGCUACAGGCAGGCAGUGGUCGAUCUGCUGCCUCGCCUGUCUCAGCUGGAUGCACUGCUGCUUCACACCUCCAUCAAUAUUGUGCACCACCCGCAGAAAGAUGAGUCGCCUGUCAAGCCGAUUAUGAAGCACUAG
This is a messenger RNA of Cyclospora cayetanensis, 1533 nucleotides long. Its product is annotated as protein phosphatase 1 regulatory subunit 7. Bases 1 to 1533 code for a protein of 510 amino acids. NCBI's taxonomy places the organism in Eukaryota, Apicomplexa, Conoidasida, Eucoccidiorida, Eimeriidae. The record is from RefSeq and is a predicted model, not a curated record. The transcript has 12 exons. Gene Ontology annotation, molecular function: protein binding.